Molecule: messenger RNA, 2397 nt
Organism: Lacerta agilis (Sand lizard)
Lineage: Eukaryota; Metazoa; Chordata; Lepidosauria; Squamata; Lacertidae
Gene: SLAIN1
Product: SLAIN motif family member 1
Exons: 8
Coding region: 199-1977 (592 amino acids)
Biological process (GO): positive regulation of microtubule polymerization; microtubule nucleation; cytoplasmic microtubule organization
Cellular component (GO): microtubule plus-end
Source: RefSeq, a predicted model, not a curated record
CCAUUGUGCGCCUCGCUCGGCCUGGCGGAGGGUGGGGAGGCGAGCGCCGCGGGUCCGCCGCCGCUGCGCGCCAGGCGCGUCUCCGGCGAGGCGCGUCGAGGAGGUGGAACGAAGGCGCCGCGUCUGCUCCGGCUGCAGCCCGGCGGAGGCGGAGGGGGACCUGCCGCCUUCGCCCGCCUCGCCUCCUUCGGGGGAGGGAUGGAGGCUGCUGUGCUGAAGCCCCUCGUGGCCGAGGUGAAGCCGGGCGCCGUGAGCGCCGAGCUGGAGGUGAAGAAGCUGCAGGAGCUGGUGCGCAAGCUGGAGAAGCAGAACGAGCAGCUGCGCAGCCGGGCGGCCGCCACCUCGCCCGCCUCGCCGGGAAGCGCCGCCAGCGCGCUCCUGCUGCUCCCCGCCGCCGUCCAGGCGCCCGCCUCGACCCCCAGCACCUCCCCGACGGCUUGCAUGCCCAGCCCGGUUCCCACUCUCCUGUGCCAAGCUGAGCCCUUCGUCUACUUCAAGCCGUCGCCCCCCGGAGAAGGAGGAAGCUGCCGCCCCGGAGGCCAGGAAGCCGCCGUGGCGGCGCCCCCUACGGACACCGUCCUGGAUGAAGUGGAGGUGCUGGAUCUGCAGGAGGUCGGGUGCUGCGAUCCGGAGGACGACGACGACGACGAGACGUGGUUGUAUGUUGCACCAACAAAGAGCAUCGUACCCCAAGAAAAAUCACUGACCCCUUUGCAGUGGUGUCGCCAUGUUCUAGAUAAUCCAAGCCCUGAGAUGGAAGCUGCAAAACGCUCUCUGUGCUUCAGGUUGGAACAAGCUAGUCGAUGGCGGAGUCUCUUCUCUACGUCUGUCUCCUUGGCUUUCCCCUAUAGCCCUGUUGCAAGGCUCACUCCAUAUAGCAAUGGCUUUAACACUCCUGCCUUCUCUAAAACCUUCAAUAAAGCAAUAUUAACACCUGAAAGAACAGGUUGUGUUUCUAGAAGUUCCCCUCUCAGCCCCCAGUCAUCCAUAGACAGUGAACUGAGCACCUCAGAACUAGAAGAUGAUUCAAUCUCCAUGGGAUAUAAACUGCAAGACCUCACGGACGUCCAGAUCAUGGCUCGACUACAAGAAGAGAGUCUGAGACAAGAUUAUGCGUCUACUUCAGCAUCUGUAUCGAGAAACAGCUCCAGCGUCUCUCUCCAUUCGAGCAAGAAAGGGACAAGCAGCGACCAGGAAUUUGAUCGCUACAGCCUUGAGGACGAAGAGGAAGAAUUCGACCACCUGCCCCCUCCACAGCCUCGGUUGACCCGCUGCUCCCCUUUCCAAAGAGGAAUUCCCCAUUCACAGACUUUUUCCAGUAUACGGGACUGCAGGAGAAGCCCGACUUCCCCAUAUUUCCCCUCAAACAAUUAUCCACAGCAACAGUGUUACUCUCCUCAAGCCCAAAAUCCUCUUGAGCCACAACCAAACAGGAUUAAUGGAGACAAGCUCCGAAGGAGCAUGCCGAACUUGGCUCGGAUGCCCAGCACCCCAACCCUCACCACCAAUGUUGGCCCUGCCAUCACUGUGAGGAACAGCCUAAGCUUUGAUUCCAAUCUGCAUGGAGCUGGUAACGGGAUAUCAAGAAUACAGUCCUGCAUUCCUUCUCCAGGGCAACUUCAACACAGAGUUCACAGUGUGGGACACUUUCCAGUAUCGGUUCGGCAGCCUCUCAAAGCCACAGCCUAUGUCAGCCCAACCGUUCAAGGGAGCAGCAGCAGCAGCAGUGGCGGCGGUGUUCCGUUGUCCGGCAACUUACAGCUACACUCCAACACAGGCAUCCCAAUGCCAAACAAGAUUGCAAACGCCAGCAUUGCAGCUCGCAGUGGCCUCCCAAGGCCUUCCCUGGCUAUAGGGGGGAGCAGCAUACCCAGAAGCAAAAUUGCACAGCCAAUACGAAGUUUUCUCCAGCCGCCAAAACCUCUUUCUUCGCUUAGUACUCUACGGGACGGCAACUGGAGGGAUGGCUGCUAUUGACAAUGGGUCGACCCGAAAUACAGAUUCUCCUACCCAGCUGGCUGGGUAAAUAUAACUGUGAGAGGCUGGAUGAAUAACACAGGGCUGUUUCUUACUCUUCUGUCAUUGUUGUUGGUCACUAAACAUAUUACACUUAGUUGUUUGCUCAGAAAAACAAACAAACAGCAGUGUUGUCAAAUUAAUGUUGCAGCAUUAUGGUUUAGGUUUUUAAAAACACAUGCACAAAGUAUCCCACUGGGGGGAGCCAAAAUGUGACUUCUGGAUGCUUUGUUCUGAACAGUGUUCAGAUCCCUUUGAUUUUUGUACUACUUUUUGUUGCUUUAACGAGUUCCCUUGCAAAUUGGCAAAAUAGAUCCAUAUCCUUACCUGCUUCAACUUUUCUUUUGUAGCCUUUUCAAGGGAGUGUAUUUUUGCAUACAC